This is a messenger RNA of Aspergillus novofumigatus IBT 16806, 1047 nucleotides long. Its product is annotated as serine protein kinase. Lineage: Eukaryota; Fungi; Ascomycota; Eurotiomycetes; Eurotiales; Aspergillaceae. The record is from RefSeq and is a predicted model, not a curated record. Gene Ontology annotation, molecular function: ATP binding; protein kinase activity. The coding region runs from base 1 to 1014 and encodes 337 amino acids. Gene Ontology annotation, biological process: regulation of mRNA processing; spliceosomal complex assembly; protein phosphorylation. The transcript is spliced from 7 exons.
AUGCGACUUUUCGAAAGAAUAUAUGACGUCGUCGAGCCCAUCGAGGAAUAUCAUCGAAAAGGCUACCAACCUCUGGCCUUUGGCCAAUUCUCAACAGUAUGGCUUGCACAUAAUCAAUUGCUCCAAAAAAAAGUUGCAUUGAAGAUCCUAAAAGCAGAAGCUUCCAGGAACAAUAAAGAGCUUGCUAUGCUUCUUCGUUUAUCUGAGCCCAGCCUAAAGCAUCCUGGUAAAGGGCAUGUCAAUGAACUGUUGGAUUACUUUGAGCAUAAUGGCCCCAAUGGAACACACUUAUGUCUGGUUCUCCCUGCAAUGGUUUCUGAUGCCGCCGCAAUGGCUGUCAGUGGAAAACCGCACCAUGCAGCGGACAUACGAUAUAUUUCUGAACAAAUCCUGUCGGGUCUUGACUUCCUUCAUACGCUAGGCAUUAUUCACUGCGACCUACAACCCGCAAAUAUCCUGUUCUCAAUGGUUGGACUUGCAAACAGUGAAACACACUUACAGCCUCCAGAGUUCAGUCCCGUUAGGUGGCUAGAAGGAACAGUAGUCGACGACAGCGCGCCGAAAUAUCUACUGCCUACACAGAGACCUCGAGGCCAUCUGGAUGAGGCAGAUUUCUCCGAGUUCGAGGUUAAAAUCCGUGACCUCGGUGGGGCUGUAUCGUGUCGACAGGGUGAUCGGAAGCCAGUAUCACCGAGAGCCUUGCGCACACCUGAGCUAAUCCGCCGAAAUACUUGGGAUGCUGGCAUUGAUAUAUGGACAUUGGGGUGUCUGGUAUUCGAACUAGCAACGAAUGAGCCGUUGUUUCCAUUGGGAACAUUUGGCCUCACGGCAGAAGAGAUUGACCAAGAGCAUAUCAACCUUAUUAGCCAGCUGCUUGGCGAAGACGACUUUGGUGCCGAGAACGUCCAGCGUCUUGCAUCGUUUCUUUCGUCGAUGCUACGACCAGAUCCUCUGAAGCGAAUGUCGACUACUGAGUUACUCAAGCACCCAUUCCUAAUUGGACAGAGAGCCUAGAAAUUUAUGGGGUUCGUUGCUGUAGUGACUGAU